AUGGCUUUAUUACUCGACAAACGCAAAAUCAUCACGGUUUGCACGAUAUCACCAAUUCGGCAAACAGUCAAUACAGCUGACGUGAAGCAAACAGUAGCUAGCGAAACUUCUACCAACCAACCUCGAGAGUUAAAAGAUAUGUCUACUGGUAAAGAGUCAAGAAAACCCGUAAAUUCGAAGUCUGACGACUACGAAAGAGACCCUCUUACCGGAAGGCCAUUAGCAGAUGGUGGCGAGUCUUGUCUAAGGUGUAUAGACAAGGGACUUAAGUGCACCCUUAUCUUCGUAGGAUUUGAGAAUGAGGCUAAGUGCGCUGCUUGCAGAAGAUCUAACUCUCAAUAUUGUAUUCGACAGCGUCGGCCUCAGGAUUGUUAUAUGUUCUAUGGACAUCCUUGGAACAGUCCAAACUAUUUCGCCGUUGGAGAAGGUCCUAACUCGAGAGAAAUGGAUGAAAUCCUUCAGGAGCACUUCCUUGGCAAGAUAAUAGACUCGCUAGGUACGUGGGCGUAUAUAUACAUCUAUGGUCCGAAACAGAAUAGUAUGACCCUUCCUCCUUUCAACGGUAGUUGCCUACCGGCGGCUACCCGACCGGAUGAUUUUAAAUCCAAGACCUGGAAGGACGUGUUACCGAUCUUGAUUAACAGGAGCGAUCUCGGUCGGAUAGGAGAUCACAUAGCAGAGAUGUGUAAAUCAGCGGAAGAGAAAGCGGCGGAACAGAAACAUGCGGCGGAAGAAGCUUUACAGGCCUCUAUGUCAGUGACUAACAAGACUGGAAUGGUUCCUCGCAGAUUUAAUCAUAAAAAACGUUCUGAGUGCUAUCAAAUUAGAGGUAUGCAUGUGUCGGAAUACGUUGAUAUUAUGGGGGGAGACAUCGGAAGUUCAAAAAGCUGA
This is a messenger RNA of Daldinia loculata, 891 nucleotides long. RefSeq lists its product as uncharacterized. The transcript is spliced from 2 exons. The record is from RefSeq and is a predicted model, not a curated record. Bases 1 to 891 code for a protein of 296 amino acids. Lineage: Eukaryota; Fungi; Ascomycota; Sordariomycetes; Xylariales; Hypoxylaceae.